AUGAUUAUUGGAUCUCUUAACAUUAGAGGGGGUGGCAAUGCUCUUAAGAGGAGAAGAAUUAGUUCUUUGGUGAUUAAGAGUAAAGAUGACAUUUUUUUCAUUCAAGAGACUAAAUUAACUAGCAUGCAUGACUUUAUGGCGAAGAGUUUUUGGAAUGCCAAAGAUAUAGGAUUUUCUUUCUCUAAUUCUACGGGUAGAUCGGGAGGUCUUUUAACCUUGUGGAAUGGGGAUGCGGUUGAUGUUUUAUUGAGUUUUAAAGGGGAGGGGUAUCUUGGAGUGAAGGUGUGUAAGAACAAUAACUUCUUUUACUUGAUUAAUGUGUACUCUUCUUGCAAGCUUGUCAAAAAGAGAAUGUUGUGGCGUAAGUUGUUGGAGUUGAAAGAUGUUUUUAAUGAUGGCGAAUGGAUUAUAGGAGGCGAUUUUAAUACUAUUAAAGUGCGGGAGGAAAGGAAGGGUAGAGGUGCCAUUUCUAAUAUUUAUGAAGUUAUUGAAUUUGCGGAGUUUAUUGAGAAAAGCUUGUUGGUGGAUGUUCCUUGUAAGGGAAAAAAUUUACUUGGUAUAGCGGUGAUGGUAAAUCGAUGA
Molecule: messenger RNA, 582 nt
Organism: Vicia villosa (hairy vetch)
Lineage: Eukaryota; Viridiplantae; Streptophyta; Magnoliopsida; Fabales; Fabaceae
Exons: 1
Coding region: 1-582 (193 amino acids)
Biological process (GO): base-excision repair
Cellular component (GO): nucleus
Molecular function (GO): DNA-(apurinic or apyrimidinic site) endonuclease activity; phosphoric diester hydrolase activity; double-stranded DNA 3'-5' DNA exonuclease activity
Source: RefSeq, a predicted model, not a curated record